UUCAAGGGUGGAUGCCACUGCCUUUGCUCCGGCUGAGUCUCGAAAGACACUUGAGCGAGACAGCUAAGAGUGGUGCCAGUGACACAUCCGGCACCACUGUCACCACUGCCUCGCAUCCGUCAACAAUCAGUGCUGUGGUUGACUCUGCCGCGACGCUUUGGGAGCAGCAGCAGCAGCAGUGGCAGCAGCAGCAAGUGGCACAGCAUACAGCAGAGGCCUCGUCCAUCACUGCAACAGCCGCCAGCACCUUCGUCUGUAGCUAUCACGCGUCCAAUCCAGUCUCCGCCGCUCCCUACUCGCUUCCGCCCGCAUCCUCGCCACCAUUAUCCACGGGACAGAUCCUGCUUAGCCCAAUCGGGGGAGGAGGCAUGGGUGAAGCCAAUAUUAGUAACAGUGGCAUCCCUUCACCCCCUGCUGUUUCUCCCUCUCCACCGCCGCCUCAGCCGCACAUUGUCUCCCACAGCGAUAUGGGAAAGCCGCGCCCGCCGCACUCCGCGUCCCAUAAACAGACGCUAUUUGACGGGGAGGGAGUCUUCACCAUCAUGCGGUCUCCGUCCGUGGUGACCCAGCAGCCCUCCCUCACCGUCCUGCCCCACCAACCCCACGACGAGGACCACGACGACUUCCACAACAACAACAACAUUACUAAUAACAAGGACGUUUCGGAGAAGUACCAGCUCGGCCUUGACUCCCUUAAAGAUGGCAGUAACAAGAGAGACACCACCGCCCCUAUCACCAACACGGUAUCUGCUGCAGGUGUCGCCGCGGCAGUUGGUGGUGGUGCCGUUGUUGCUAGCACCUCCGCAGCUGCCGCCAGUGCAGCCGACGACCCCUGCAGCGCGUACAUGAGAAGAGUAUGCUGUGAGGCGCUGUGUGACCCGCUGUGUCUCUUGUGCUGUCUGGCCUGCAAUGCUGACUGCUGUUCCGGAUGCGCCAACCUAGAUCUCUGCUGUUUGCUGUGCCAUAUAUGUACUCGUUUAUAACAGUCUGUGUCUAUGUUUGUAUGUGCGUGUGUUUGUAUGUUUAUAUAUUGGUGUAUAUAUAUAUAUGUUUUAGGGAAGAGGGGGAAGGGGUUGUGAAAAAGAUGUUUGUAUUUUCUUUUCUUUAUCUUUUUUUUUUUUUUACUCGUAAUAAUGGUUAGUUUCUUUAUAGUGAAGAGGAAAUGCAAUACUGUACCAUUACUUGUUUCUUACGUGAUAACUUCAUGUUCGGCUGAGAUCCCUUGCUCUGUAGACGUUGUGUGUGUUACGCGUCAGACAACUAAUAUUAGUCACCCAUCCUUUAUACUGUACUGUGUGUGUGUGUGUUUAUGCGCCCGCGUCAGUUUUCGUAUACCUUUACCAUCAUUAUCAUCAGCAUCAUUAUCAUUUUCAUUAUCGUUAUCAUUAUCAUAUGUAUCUAUAGACCUCUCCUCCACUAGUGCUCCUUUCCUUUUCAUCCCGAUCUCUCGUCCUCUCUCUCUCUCUCUCUCUCUCUCUCUCUCUCUCUCUCUCUCUCUCUCUUACGAUUCGAUUUUUUCAAGGUUAAAACACUGAGUGAAGUGAAGAGAUCCUUAUUUUUCUUCUCUCUCUCUCUCUCUCUCUCUCUCUCUCUCUCUCUCUCUC
Molecule: messenger RNA, 1604 nt
Organism: Portunus trituberculatus (swimming crab)
Lineage: Eukaryota; Metazoa; Arthropoda; Malacostraca; Decapoda; Portunidae
Product: serine/threonine-protein kinase pakA-like
Exons: 3
Coding region: 12-983 (323 amino acids)
Source: RefSeq, a predicted model, not a curated record